CUUCCUCUCUAUAGCGGCGUCUCGUCUCAGCCGCAGGAAGCGCGUGAUUGGCGCAGCAGUGGGCGUAGCCAUGGUGCUGGUGUUACUAGUUGCCAUCCCACUAUUAGUCCACAGCACUAAGCUGGGCGGAGUCGGAGGCGGAGCCGGAGGGACGCAUUACGAGAUGCUAGGUAGCUGUAAGAUGGUGUGCAACUCUUUCACGCCCAGUAACGAACUCACGCCCGUGUCCCCGCCUCCCCAUGACGUCCCCACGCGCAGGGCCGGAGGGAAAUCCAGUUUCCGUGGGAUUCCGGGCCUACCAGGACCCCCAGGACCACGAGGGCCCCCUGGAGAGCCAGGUAAACCGGGUCCUCCGGGUCCACCAGGUCCAGGCCCAGGAGGAUAUGUCCCAUCAUUCUACAGCCCCAAAAUAGCGUUUUACGCUGGUCUGCGCAAACAACACGAGGGCAGCGAGGUGCUCAAGUUUGACGACGUGGUGACCAACGUGGGAAACUAUUAUGAGCCAACGACAGGAAAGUUCACCUGUCCUUUACCUGGGAUCUACUUCUUCACUUACCACGUCCUCAUGCGAGGAGGAGAUGGGACCAGCAUGUGGGCCGACCUCAAGAAGAACGGACAGGUGCGGGCGAGUGCCAUUGCUCAGGACGCAGAUCAGAAUUACGACUACGCCUCCAACAGCGUUAUCCUGCACUUAGAUGUGGGGGAUGAAGUGUGUGUGCAGCUGGACGGAGGAAAGGUUCACGGAGGAAACACCAACAAAUACAGCACCUUCAGCGGGUUUCUCAUCUACCCUGAUUAACACACACACACACACACACACACGGAGAUGGACCCGGUGCGUUAAUACACUGAUGCUUCUGUGAGUUACUGCAUGUUUGUUUGGAUCAUUACAGCUUC
Messenger RNA from Ictalurus furcatus (blue catfish), 897 nucleotides. It is a transcript of the gene c1ql4b, whose product is annotated as complement component 1, q subcomponent-like 4b. The coding region runs from base 71 to 799 and encodes 242 amino acids. Gene Ontology annotation, molecular function: protein binding. The record is from RefSeq and is a predicted model, not a curated record. NCBI's taxonomy places the organism in Eukaryota, Metazoa, Chordata, Actinopteri, Siluriformes, Ictaluridae. The transcript has 2 exons.